CAAUCAAUUUAUUUCACGGCAGUUCACAUUCUCCUCUCGCUCAUGGCACUUUCUGGGAACUUUCUCAUCAUUGUUGCCCUUCACAAAGUAUCUUCCCUUCAUCCGCCGUCCAAAGUCUUGUAUCGUUGUUUGGCAGCAACUGAUCUGUUAGUUAGUAUUGUUAGCCAGCCUUUCACUGCCAGUUAUUGGAUGUCCUUGGUUCACGAAGAGUGGUAUCUUUGCCGAGUCGCAUACAUGGCAACUUACAUAACAACCUAUACAUUAUGUUUAGUGUCUUUGUUGACAACGGCGGCCAUAAGCGUGGAUAGACUUCUCGCCCUGUUGUCGGGGCUAAGAUACCGACAAAUUGUAACUUUAAAGCGCACUUACUGCAUGGUAGCAACCUUCUGGGUACUGUUUGUCGUCGCUUGUUUAUGCUAUAUUUUAGAAUACCGAAUAGAUAUGUGGUACAGCCGUAUAAUUAUACCAUCUUGCUUAAUAAUCUCAGUAGCUUCGUACACAAAGAUUUUCUGCGUUCUCCGUCAUCACCAGGCUCAAGUACAAGGUUUUAUACAACAACAGCACAACCAACCAAAUGCACUAAACAUGGCGCGAUACAAAAGGGCAGUGUAUAGUGCACUAUGGGUGCAGUUAGCAUUAGUGAGUUGUUAUGUCCCAAUAGGUGUAUCAGGAAUUGUUAUUGCAUCUAGUAAUACAUACUCAUCGAAUUUAAUCGUCACCUGGGGAGUGGCACUUCUUUUAGUUUAUUUUAACUCGGCUUUAAACCCCAUCCUUUACUGCUGGAGAAUCAGUGAGAUGAGACAAGCAGUGAAGCAGACAAUUAAUCAAGCAUUGUGCUGUCCAUUGAAUUAACUCUCCUCUGACUUACACAUGUAUCAAUCCUGAAAAGCUGAUGUAUAAAAUUAUCAAAAGCACGUCCAUUAGUGUUUGUGCCUUGAAAAUUGUUCUCCCCCCUUACCUCGAUAUGAAAUUUGCGUCAUGAAAAUAUCAUUCUCUACUUAAAACACAUCUUUACAUACUUACAAUGAUCGAUAUGACAUGUCCACUAUCCAUUAUGAACCAGCGCGUUACAAGUUUUGAUCAAAACUUUUACUCUCUGUAGAAGGGGAAGACAUGCCAUUUCUUGAUAAAAAGAGUAAGGAAAACAUGGAGAGCUACUUAUAAAUGAUAUAGUACAUUCGAGUUAUCUAAUGAAGAACUCACAGAUGAAAAAUUGUAGUUUAGAAGCCACGAGAAAACAAUAACAUGUCUCCAAUUUGCGCAUUUCUAAUGAAGUAGUAAAGCUAUUAUUUGGAAUCAGAAUGCACUCAGGGCUUUUCUUUGCGAUCAAAACUUGAUGAUGAUGUCACCUGAGCUCAAUAAUAUGGUUUAGUGAUAACGCGCUGUUAACGAAGCCAGCCGCACAAUUUUUUCAUGAUUGGGAAUUAGCCAUAGUGCUCCUAGCGAAACUUUGUAAAUUAAAGAUGCAGACUUUGUUAACAGCUAUUCAAAUGUGCAGUAGGAAAUGCUUAGAAAGGAAAUUGGUAAUCUCUAUUUCAUAUAGAGUUAUCGUUUGAGACCAAUCGUUUGCCUAAGAUUAAGCUCGCAAAUUAUAUUAUUGUUCGUUUUACUAGCUGAAAGGGUUAACAGGCUGUGUUGUUACUCGAUAAGCUGUCAAUGAUAGCUGUGAUGCAGACUACGAGUGACUACUACAGAUAUUUUCCUAGAGUCAGUAUUGGAGCCUCUUAUUACGAAAGAGGAAUCGAGAGUUAGGCAAAAUGAAUGCAAUCACCUGUCGUACACAAAACAGCUUUAAUUGUUACUACGAUAAUAUUUUGCAAAGGUUUCUGUAGCUUUAUGCUUUUCGCCUAUGAAGUUAUUGAAUAUAUUUAUUUGGUAGCAAAACUGUAUUGUAAAAGGCUAGUUUGGUUUUUCGAAAAAUAAAAAAACAACAACAACAAAACAAAACCAUGGCUAAAAUAACAUGGUAUCGGGGACCAUAGACUCAUCCGAGUGAAGUUUUAUAAUUGCUUCCUAACCGUGUAACAUCUACGCCGCAACCCUUUUGUUUUUCAGUUUGCCAUACGUAUGUGAUCAUAAUUCUGACAAGUCCCGUGAUCACAGCAAUGGCAUAAACACCUCGUCAUCUGUCAAUAGCUUUCAGUAAAGGUUUUCCUUAGUCAAACACUGAAUUUGUUCAUUAUUUAUUUAGAAGCAAUUGUCAUAGAGAGUAUAAAUUUGUUCCUGUUAUACGAUGCCAUAUCCAAUACGUCGAUUACCAAAGCUUACCAAUUUGAUAAACAGGUAACUGAGACAAACAGACAGCAUUGUUCAGUAACAAAAUUCAGCUUAAAACCAGAGAUAAUUUGCACACAAAUUGUCUCCCGUGAGUGGAAUGUGUGAAUUAAGAUCGUUUGAGCAGCAUUUCCACCCUCGGAUCGAUCUGGAGACCUUUUAGGGUAUAAAGGCAGGAUAAAUUGUCGCAAAAUUUCUUGUCACUGAACAACUGAUUCCCUUUAAGGAUGGUUAUUUUAUGCAAGGCACACAUGCUAAUCUCAAUGAUAUGUUUUGCGGCACAAAAGACACUUGAGAUCGUUUGUGCAUUUCAAAAAGGGUACCGUUUAAAUGCUUGAGUAUAUAUUCAUUUAAGCCACAGUGGAUGUGAAGUUGUUGUGAAGGCGAAAGAUCUCUGUUAUAUCCAAAGGAAAGUAGAUAUUAAUGAUGCCGGCUUCAAAUUUAACAACAUUUGAAAAGCACACAAAAGCAUUUGAAGACCUAAUUUGCUCGUCAUCAUUGGCAGGUGGAUUGCAACAACAAUCAAUUUAUUUCACGGCAGUCCACAUUAUCCUUUCGCUUAUGGCAUUUUUGGGGAACUUUCUCAUCCUUGUUGUAAAAAUUAAAGUUUUUAUAUAUACUACAGGCGAUUGCAUUAACUCUCUAACCCUCGAUUCCUUUUUCGUAAUAAGUGGCUCCACUACUGGCUCGAAGAAAAUAUAUGUAGUAGUGACUUGUACUCUGCAUCACGGCUUUAUUAUUAUUAUCAUUUUUUAUUUUUAUUUUGACAGCUUAUCGAGUGAUAACAUAGCCUGUUCGAGGCCUUCAUAUUGUAAAACGAAGUGCAAGGUAAACGGCACGAUAGUCAAGGCAGAGCGGAAAAAAAAGUCAGACUUGGGUCGAGUCGAGUUAAGAACGGCGUUCACCCGACGCGACCCAACCCGAUUCGACCCGACCCCUCUCCACCGUUUUUUCACUCUAUCGCUGCUAUCGUGUAGUGUACCAUUUGCUCCGUUUUACUAAAUGAAGGCCUAGAAAAGGUCAGUGGUAACAACAGCAACUAAAUAUGAGUUCUGCUUAAUAGCCUGGGACAUCCUUCAUCAUUUCAUCACAUUCUGUUUAAAGAUCAGGUUCAGCUUGGCUUGCCUGGCUUAGCUCAUGACUCAGUAAGACAAAGUAAAUUUAUUUAAGUUUCAUUUUGUCUAUGAGAUAUAACUUUAUUUAUGGCAACGUUAAUUUCCUCAUAUUAUUUACUGAUCUAAAAUUCGCAUGCAACCUGUUAUUCAUUCCGUGAUAAUCGUAACGGUUCUGAGGACGAAAGGGAAGCGUUAAAGGGCACCACAUAAAAAACGUUAGAGCGUAGCAGUUUUUAAAACAAAGUCCUUUUCCUUCCAUUAUACUUAUUCUUUUUUCAGAACUUAAAAGACAUGAAUAAUGUUUUGACUAUCAGAUGGAAUUCAAGCGCGGAAAUUGUCCUUGCGGUGGAGAGCUAUCAUACAAAUCUUUUAAUUAGGAGCAGUGGUAGGCGUUCAAGAGCGCGUGUUAGCAGCUUUUUUGCUCGAUUGUCGUUAAAAUGAGAGAAUGUUUUCUCAUAUGACCAGCUGUGUAUACAAGGCUUAUGAUAGAGUCACGACAUGCUCUUGAAUAUUCGAAUUUGGUGAUAAAAGAGCUUUCAAAAUUACUCGCUCAAAGAAAUUUAUGGAUAACCCCCCGAGGGCUACAAUUUUCUACUCGAUAAACAGUCCUAACUGAUGCAGAUAACAGACUGAUAAACAAUUAGUCUUAUCAACCAUGUUAGAGUCUUGGCUCUAUUUCUUAUUAUAAGUUUCUUCUGUCAUAAUUUUCAAACUUGCUCUCCGGCAAACGAUUGGUCUCAAACGAUAAAUCUAUAAGUGAAAAUAGUGAUAAUCAACUCAUUUUCUAAGAAGUGACUUCAAAAUAUUUAAAUAGAUGAAAACAAAGUCGACAAAUUUUUGUUAUAAGCAGAUCGAGCCCGUGGCUCCUGUUACAAUCCAUUAACACUUGACCGUGUAUCUGAGCCAAAGUGACAUAUCUCAUUCAGUUUUGACAAAACAGAAAAAUCGUCAGCGCAUUCUGCUUGAAAAGAAUAGUCUCCAUUGCUUCAUUAUAAGUGUGUGAAUUCGGCAUGUGAUAUUUCUGUGAUAUAUUGUAUUACCAAACUAAUGUUUUACCUUUUAGUUGUUCUUAAGAUAACUUGAAUAUAAAAAUGAGAAGUGACUCUUUAUGGUUUUCCUCACUCUUCUAUAUUAAAUGGUAUAUCCUCUCCUCUCUUGUUAUAAACAUGAUUGUUAAAUAGCUUUGGAAGAAACAUGUAAACGUCGAAAUGGGUCGUAUUUACAGCUUUAUUGCAUAACAUUAUUUCGAAAACGUCUAGGACGUUCCGAGCCUACCAUGCAGAUAGGCGAUGUUGUGUUAGUGUCUUGAUAAUGUCCGACAAUCAAGUUAAAAAACGUCGCUCAUCUAUCUGAAAAUCGAAGAAGUCCAAGCAGCGAAAACACUGGAUUAAGAAGCCUUGUGCGCAUGAGUAGACGGUAAAACCACUGACGAAUGUCACAAACUUUAUCCGGUUAUUGGUUCCAUCUGAACAGAACGAAACUUUCGCACAGUUCCACGUGAACAGAAUAUCUGGUCGAAAUUUUUGGCCGGUCGAAAAUUCGUCCGGUGCCGAGUGAACGUAGCCUUAAUAUUCGAAUAUUACUAAAGGUAAAUCGUAAAUCGCGAGAAAAAUAGCAACAAAACGAAUCCAGUCACUUGCCGAAUACAUGACUUGAAACAAGAACAAGAAAAAAUAAUUUAGGGUAAUUCAGGAGUAUUGAGUGAGUUGAUAACUUAAUUAACCUCCGUAAAGAGUUUAAAAGCUGACGCUUUGAGCGUUAGCGCGAGAGCGACUGGAGCAAUUAUGGGGUGUGUAUGGGUUUGUCUACAAAUUAUGGAGCUACGCUAUUGGUGGGAAUAUGGUGACGAGAAGACAAGAAUAAAUUGAAUGAAGGUUGCUCGUUGAUACCGUAAGGAUUAAGAGUGCCGAUUUUAAAGACAAAUUUUUGUUCUAAAGUUUUGCUACUUUUCGAACUGCCUAUAUGUAAGGAAAGGCCGCAAACUGCCAUAUGCUGCUUAGAAUGAUUAGGGAGAUUUAAGUGUCUAGCAACUGGUUUGGAUGCGUCUUUGUCAUUUCUUUCUACGUCGCGAAAGUGUUCUCGGAAUCGGUCACCUAAUCGUCUUCCUUCCAAGAAACUAGAAGCUUACCUCACUAUUAAUUAGAUACUUGAAAAAAAUGGGACCUCGAGCUUCUUAAGAUAACUCUUACAUUUUUUCGUGACCACAAAAAAAUAAUCCUGCUAAAUUUGCGGCCAUGAAAGAAGUGAGUAAAUAUAGUGAAUUGAAAAGUUAAGAUAGAGAUGGGCUAACGACGUAACAUCUGACACCUGUCGCCGUUUCGUUCCUAAGUCAACAGGGGUGCGACACGUAGAAAACAGAAAUUCAAAUAUUUUUAGAAUAACUUUGCAUUUGUAACCUGCAUUAAUUUUGAAAUUGGACUUUUUCUCUCAGUUUGCCCUUGUUGAUAACAAGUCAUGGUGUCCCAAGAUUCCCGUGAAUUAGUAAUUCACCGUAUUAUCUGGGUAAGGAAACGAAUCCGAUCCAAACAACACGCCGGCCAAUACGUUGGUAGCAGUGUCGGCAAACAAUCGGUCGACUGUCCACCGAUUAUCUGUCGACUUUAGAUUUCAUAUCACUGGUGGUUUAUUUAGGUGAAGAGGUUUUUGUUCUGUUUUAUUGUAAAAUUUACCUAUCACAACUACAGUUUUCCUCCCUCUUACUUUUAAUUCAAAUCGCGCAGAAAAACUCGCCUUUUUUUCUCUCUCGUGUGAUAAACCUCACAGCUUUCGGGCAUUUUACAUAGUCAGAUGCCAGUGAUAAAUUUUACUCGGUGUAAUUGUUAUUCAAAAACUAAGGUUUAAUUGAUCUUGACUUGGAGGAUGCUGUUAAGACGAAAUAUCCCUCGUUGUAACUAAUUAUAAGGAUAACGACAAGAAGUACAUGGCGACAACAAAUAUAACGGGAAGAGGAACACUUACGCAAACAUUUGACGGAUCGCUAUGUUCCCCAAUUUGGUUAGGUGAGAUUAAACAGCAGUCCAUUUCACUCUCAGCAGUCAACAUUCUCCUCUCCAUCACAGCAACUCUUGGGAAUUCUCUUAUCCUUGUUUCCCUUCACAAGGAAUCUUCCCUCCAUCCGCCAUCCAAACUCUUGUAUCGUUGUCUGGCAACAACUGAUCUCUUGGUUGGUCUUGUUACCCAACCUAUUUAUGCUGCCUUUUGGAUGUCCGUGGUUCACGAACACUGGAGUCUUUGCCAAUUCUCAUUUUACGCAACCGGCGUAACAGGCUAUGCGUUAUGUUCAGUUUCCAUGUUGACGCUGACGACCAUAAGCGUGGACCGACUUCUCGCCAUGUUGUUGGGACUGAGAUACAAAGAGAUUGUAACUUUGAGGCGCACAUACAUCAUUUUAGCUAUCUUUUGGAUUGUAUCUCUACUCUCUGGCUUGUUCUUUCAUCUUAAUUACCGUAUAACUUUUUGGCUCAGUUUUACAGGUGCACCGUUAUGCCUAGUUAUAUCAAUCGCCUCGUACACAAAGAUUUUUCGCGCAAUCAGUCAUCAUCAGGCUCAAAUACAAGAUUAUGCUCAACAACAGCCGAGCCAACCAAAUGCACUGAACAUGGCGCGAUACAGAAAGGCAGUGUACAGUGCACUGUGGGUGCAGUUAGUAUUAGUUGUCUGUUAUGUACCAAACAUGACAGUGGAAAUUGUGAUAUCUUUGAGUCUAAAGGGAUUAUCGAAUUUCAUCGUAAUCAGGGGAAUGGCAAAUGUCUUAGUGUUCUUUAACUCUACUUUAAACCCGUUCCUUUACUGCUGGAAGAUAAGUGAAGUGAUACGAGCAGUAAAGCUGACAAUCAGACAAGCAAUCUGCUAUGCAGAGGGGUAGACCUAUUUUAACGUUGGCAUGUAGAUUUUCUUCUAUAACUUAUUUGAAAUAUUAUAAACUUUAAGAGAGAGGGGAAGACAUGCCAUUUCUUGAUAAAAAGAGUAAGAAAAACAUGGAGAGCUACUUAUAAAUGGUAUAUUACAUUCGAGUUAUCUAAUGAAGAACUCACAGAUGAAAAAUUGUAGUUUAGAAGCCACAAGAAAACAAUAACAUGUCUCCAAUUUGCGCAUUUCUAAUGAAGUAGUAAAGCUAUUAUUUGGAAUCAGAAUGCACUCAGGGUUUUUUUUUUGCGAUCAAAACUUGAUGAUGAUGUCAAUAAUAUGGUUUAGUGAUAACGCGCUGUUAACGAAGCCAGCCGCACAAUUUGUCAUGAUUGGGAAUUAGCCAUAGUGCUCCUAGCGAAACUUUGUAAAUUAAAGAUGCAGACUUUGUUAACAGCUAUUCAAAUGUGCAGUAGGAAAUACUUAGAAAGGAAAUUGGUAAUCUCUAUUUCAUAUAGAGUUAUCGUUUGAGACCAAUCGUUUGCCUUAGAUUAAGCUCGCAAAUUAUAUUAUUGUUCGUUUUACUAGCUGAAAGGGUUAACAGGCUGUGUUGUUACUCGAUAAGCUGUCAAUGAUAGCUGUGAUGCAGACUACGAGUGACUACUACAGAUAUUUUCCUAGAGUCAGUAUUGGAGCCUCUUAUUACGAAAGAGGAAUCGAGAGUUAGGCAAAAUGAAUGCAAUCACCUGUCGUACACAAAACAGCUUUAAUUGUUACUACGAUAAUAUUUUGCAAAGGUUUCUGUAGCUUUAUGCUUUGCGCCUAUGAAGUUAUUGAAUAUUUUUAUUUAGUAGCAAAACUGUAUUGUAAAAGGCUAGUUUGGUUUUUCGAAAAAUAAAAAAAACAACAACAACAACAAAACAAAACCAUGGCUAAAAUAACAUGGUAUCGGGGACCAUAGACUCAUCCGAGUGAAGUUUUAUAAUUGCUUCCUAACCGUGUAAAAUCUACGCCGCAACCCUUUUGUUUUUCAGUUUGCCAUACGUAUGUGGUCAUAAUUCUGACAAGUCCCGUGAUCACAGCAAUGGCAUAAACACCUUGUCAUCUGUCAAUAGCUUUCAGUAAAGGUUUUCCUUAGUCAAACACUGAAUUUGUUCAUUAUUUAUUUAGAAGCAAUUGUCAUAGAGAGUAUAAAUUUGUUCCUGUUAUACGAUGCCAUAUCCAAUACGUCGUUUACCAAAGCUUACCAAUUUGAUAAACAGGUAACUGAGACAAACAGACAGCAUUGUUCAGUAACAAAAUUCCGCUUAAAACCGGAGAUAAUUUGCACACAAAUUGUCUCCCGUGAGUGGAAUGUGUGAAUUAAGAUCGUUUGAGCAGCAUUUCCAACCUCGGAUCGAUCUGGAGACCUUUUAGGGUAUAAAGGCAGGAUAAAUUGUCGCAAAAUUUCUUUUCACUGAACAACUGAUUCCCUUUAAGGAUGGUUAUUUUAUGCAAGGCACACAUGCUAAUCUCAAUGAUAUGUUUUGCGGCACAAAAGACACUUGAGAUCGUUUGUGCAUUUCAAAUAGGGUACCGUUUAAAUGCUUGAGUAUAUAUUCAUUUAAGCCACAGUGGAUGUGAAGUUGUUGUGAAGGCGAAAGAUCUCUGUUAUAUCCAAAGGAAAGUAGAUAUUAAUGAUGCCGGCUUCAAAUUUAACAACAUUUGAAAGGCACACAAAAACAUUUGAAGACCUAAUUUGCUCGUCAUCAUUGGCAGGUGGAUUGCAACAACAAUCAAUUUAUUUCAAGCAGUCCACAUUCUCCUUUCGCUUAUGGCAUUUUUGGGGAACUUUCUCAUCCUUGUUGUAAAAAUUAAAGUUUUUGUAUAUACUACAGGCGAUUGCAUUUAUUCUGUCUAACUCUCGAUUCCUUUUUCGUAAUAAGUGGCUCCACUACCGACUCGAAGAAAAUAAAUGUAGUAGUGACUUGUACUCUGCAUCACAGCUUUAUUAUUAUUAUCAUUUUUUUUUUUUUUAUUUUGAUAGCUUAUCGAGUGAUAACAUAGCCUGUUCGAGGCCUUCAUAUUGUAAAACGAAGUGCACAGUAAACGGCACGAUAGUCAAGGUCGACCCAACCCGAUUCGACCCGACCCCUCUCCACCGUUUUUUCACUCUAUCGCUGCUAUCGUGCAGUGUACCAUUUGCUCCGUUUUACUAAAUGAAGGCCUAGAAAAGGUUAGUGGUAACAACAGCAACUAAAUAUGAGUUCUGCUUAAUAGCCUGGGACAUCCUUCAUCAUUUCAUCACAUUCUGUUUAAAGAUCAGGUUCAGCUCGGCUUGCCUGGCUCAGUUCAUGACUCAGCAAGACAAAGUAAAUUUAUUUAAGUUUCAUUUUGUCUAUGAGAUAUACCUCUAUUUAUGGCAACGUUAAUUUCCUCAUAUUAUUUACUGACCUAAUAUUCGCAUACAACCUGUUAUUCAUUCCGUGAUAAUCGUAACGGUUCUGAGGACGGAAGGGAAGCGUUAAAGGGCACCAAAUAAAAGACGUUAGAGCGCAGCAGUUUUUUAAAACAAAGUCCGAUUCCUUCCAUUAUACUUAUUCUUUUUUCAGAACUUAAAAGACAUGAAUAAUGUUUUUACUAUUAGAUGAAUUCAAGCGCGGAAAUGGUCCUUGCGGUGGUGAGCUGUCAUACAAAUCUUUUAAUUAGGAGCAGUUGUAGGUGUUCAAGAGCGCGUGUUAGCAGCUUUUUUGCUCGAUUGUCGUUAAAAUGAGAGAAUGUUUUCUCAUAUGACCAGCUGUGUAUAUAUUAUGAUAGAGUCACGACAUGUUCUUGAAUAUUCGAAUUUGGUGAUAAAAGAGCUUUCAAGAUUACUUGCUCAAAGAAAUUUAUGGAUAACUCCCCGAGGGCUACAAUUUUCUACUCGAUAAACAGUCCUAACUGAUGUAGAUAACAGACUGAUAAACAAUUAGUCUUAUCAAACAUGUUAGAAUCUUGGCUCUAUUUCUUAUUAUAAGUUUCUUCUGUCAUAAUUUGCAAACUUGCUCUCCGGCAAACGAUUGGUCUCAAACGAUAAAUCUAUAAGUGAAAAUAGUGAUAAUCAACUCAUUUUCUAAGAAUUGACUUCAAAAUAUUUAAACAGAUGAAAACAAAGUCGACAAAUUUUUGUUAUAAGCAGAUCGAGCCCGUGGCUCCUGUUACAAUCCAUUAACACUUAACCGUGUGUCUGAGCCAAAGUGACAUAUCUCAUUCAGUUUUGACAAAACAGAAAAAUCGUCAGCGCAUUCUGCUUGAAAAGAAUAGUCUCCAUUGCUUCAUUAUAAGUGAGUGAAUUCGGCAUGUGAUAUUCCUGUGAUAUAUUUUAUUACCAAACUAAUGUUUUACCUUUUAGUUGUUCUUAAGAUAACUUGAAUAUAAAAAUGAGAAGUGACUCUUUAUGGUUUUCCUCACUCUUCUAUAUUAAAUGUUAUAUCCUCUUCUCUCUUGUAACAAACAUGAUUGUUAAAUAGCUUUGGAAGAAACAUGUAAACGUCGAAAUGGGUCGUAUUUACAGCUUUAUUGCAUAACAUUAUUUCGAAAGCGUCUAGGACGUUCCGAGCCUACCAUGCAGAUAGGCGAUGUUGUGCUAGUGUCUUGAUAAUGUCCGACAAUCAAGUUAAAAAACGUCGCUCAUCUAUCUGAAAAUCAAAGAAGUCCAAGCAGCGAAAACACUGGAUUAAGAAGCCUUGUGCGCAUGAGUAGACGGUAAAACCACUGACGAAUGUCACAAACUUUAUCCGGUUAUUGGUUCCAUCUGAACAGAACGAAACUUUCGCACAGUUCCACGUGAACAGAAUAUCAGGUCGAAAUUUUUGGCCGGUCGAAAAUUCGUCCGGUGCCGAGUGAACGUAGCCUUAAUAUUCGAAUAUUACUAAAGGUAAAUCGUUAACCGCGAGAAAAAAAUAGCAACAAAAAGAAUCCAGUCACUUGCCGAAUACAUGACUUGAAACAAGAACAAGAAAAAAUAAUUUAGGGUAAUUCAGGAGUAUUGAGUGAGUUGAUAACUUAAUUAACCUCCGUAAAGAGUUUAAAAGCUGACGCUUUGAGCGUUAGCGCGAGAGCGACUGGAGCAAUUAUGGGGUGUGUAUGGGUUUGUCUACAAAAUAUGGAGCUACGCUAUUGGUGGUAAUAUAGUGACGAGAAAACAAGAAUAAAUUGAAUGAAGGUUGUUCGUUGAUACCGUAGGGAUUAAGAGUGCCGAUUUUAAAGACAAAUUUUUGUUCUAAAGUUUUGCUACUUUUCGAACUGCCUAUAUGUAAGGAAAGGCCGCAAACUACCAUAUGCUGCUUAGAAUGAUUAGGGAGAUUUAAGUGUCUAGCAACUGGUUUGGAUGCGUCCUUGUCAUUUGUUUCUUCGUCGCGAAAGUGUUCUCGGAAUCGGUCACCUAAUCGUCUCCCUUCCAAGAAACUAGAAGCUUACCUCACUAUUAAUUAGAUACUUGAAAAAAAUGGGACCUCGAGCUUCUUAAGAUAACCCUUACAUUUUUUCGUGACCACAAAAAAAUAAUCCUGCUAAAUUUGCGGCCAUGAAAGAAGUGAGUAAAUAUAGUGAAUUGAAAAGUUAAGAUAGAGAUGGGCUAACGACGUAACAUCUGACACCUGUCGCCGUUUCGUUCCUAAGUCAACAGGGGUGCGACACGUAGAAAACAGAAAUUCAAAUAUUUUUAGAAUAACUUUGCAUUUGUAACCUGCAUUAAUUUUGAAAUUGGACUUUUUCUCUCAGUUUGCCCUUGUUGAUAACAAGUCAUGGUGUCCCAAGAUUCCCGUGAAUUAGUAAUUCACCGUAUUAUCUGGGUAAGGAAACGAAUCCGAUCCAAACAACACGCCGGCCAAUACGUUGGUAGCAGUGUCGGCAAACAAUCGGUCGACUGUCCACCGAUUAACUGUCGACUUUCGAUUUCAUAUCACUGGUGGUUUAUUUAGGUGAAGAGGUUUUUGUUCUGUUUUAUUGUAAAAUUUACCUAUCACAACUACAGUUUUCCUCCCUCUUACUUUUAAUUCAAAUCGCGCAGAAAAACUCGCCUUUUUUUCUCUCUCGUGUGAUAAACCUCACAGCUUUCGGGCAUUUUACAUAGUCAGAUGCCAGUGAUAAAUUUUACUCGGUGUAAUUGUUAUUCAAAAACUAAGGUUUAAUUGAUCUUGACUCGGAGGAUGCUGUUAAGACGAAAUAUCCCUCGUUGUAACUAAUUAUAAGGAUAACGACAAGACGAUGAUGGCGACAACAAAUGUAACGGGAAGAGGAACACUUACGCAAACAUUUAACCGAUCGCUAUGUUCCCCAAUUUGGUUAGAUGAGUUUAAACAGCAGUCCAUUUCACUCUCAGCAGUCAACAUUCUCCUCUCCAUCACAGCAACUCUUGGGAAUUCUCUUAUCCUUGUUGCCCUUCACAAGGAAUCUUCCCUCCAUCCGCCAUCCAAACUCUUGUAUCGUUGUCUGGCAACAACUGAUCUCUUGGUUGGUCUUGUUACCCAACCUAUGUAUGCUGCCUAUUGGAUGUCCGUGGUUCACGAACACUGGAGUCUUUGCCAAUUCUCAUUUUACGCAACCGGCGUAACAGGCUAUGCGUUAUGUUCAGUUUCCAUGUUGACGCUGACGACCAUAAGCGUGGACCGACUUCUCGCCAUGUUGUUGGGACUGAGAUACAAGGAGAUUGUAACUUUGAGGCGCACAUACAUCAUUUUAGCUAUCGUUUGGAUUGUAUCUCUACUUUCUGGCUUGUUGUUUCAUCUUAAUUACCGUAUAACUUUUUGGCUCAGUUUUACAGGUGCACCGUUAUGCCUUGUUAUAUCAAUCGCCUCGUACACAAAGAUUUUUCGCGCAAUCAGUCAUCAUCAGGCUCAAAUACAAGAUUAUGCUCAACAACAGCCGAGCCAACCAAAUGCACUGAACAUGGCGCGAUACAGAAAGGCAGUGUACAGUGCACUGUGGGUGCAGUUAGUAUUAGUUGUCUGUUAUGUACCAAACAUGACAGUGGAAAUUGUGAUAUCUUUGAGUCUAAAGGGAUUAUCGAAUUUCAUCGUAAUCAGGGGAAUGGCAAAUGUCUUAGUGUUCUUUAACUCUACUUUAAACCCGUUCCUUUACUGCUGGAAGAUAAGUGAAGUGAUACGAGCAGUAAAGCUGACAAUCAGACAAGCAAUCUGCUAUGCAGAGGGGUAGACCUAUUUUAACGUUGGCAUGUAGAUUUUCUUCUAUAACUUAUUUGAAAUAUUAUAAACUUUAAGAGAGAGGGGAAGACAUGCCAUUUCUUGAUAAAAAGAGUAAGGAAAACACGGAGAGCUACUUAUAAAUGGUAUAUUGCAUUCGAGUUAUCUAAUGAAGAACUCACAGAUGAAAAAUUGUAGUUUAGAAGCCACGAGAAAACAAUAACAUGUCUCCAAUUUGCGCAUUUCUAAUGAAGUAGUAAAGCUAUUAUUUGGAAUCAGAAUGCACUCAGGGUUUUUCUUUGCGAUCAAAACUUGAUGAUGAUGUCACCUGAGCUCAAUAAUAUGGUUUAGUGAUAACGCGCUGUUAACGAAGCCAGCCGCACAAUUUUUUCAUGAUUGGGAAUUAGCCAUAGUGCUCCUAGCGAAACUUUGUAAAUUAAAGAUGCAGACUUUGUUAACAGCUAUUCAAAUGUGCAGUAGGAAAUGCUUAGAAAGGAAAUUGGUAAUCUCUAUUUCAUAUAGAGUUAUCGUUUGAGACCAAUCGUUUGCCUAAGAUUAAGCUCGCAAAUUAUAUUAUUGUUCGUUUUACUAGCUGAAAGGGUUAACAGGCUGUGUUGUUACUCGAUAAGCUGUCAAUGAUAGCUGUGAUGCAGACUACGAGUGACUACUACAGAUAUUUUCCUAGAGUCAGUAUUGGAGCCUCUUAUUACGAAAGAGGAAUCGAGAGUUAGGCAAAAUGAAUGCAAUCACCUGUCGUACACAAAACAGCUUUAAUUGUUACUACGAUAAUAUUUUGCAAAGGUUUCUGUAGCUUUAUGCUUUGCGCCUAUGAAGUUAUUGAAUAUUUUUAUUUAGUAGCAAAACUGUAUUGUAAAAGGCUAGUUUGGUUUUUCGAAAAAUAAAAAAAACAACAACAACAACAAAACAAAACCAUGGCUAAAAUAACAUGGUAUCGGGGACCAUAGACUCAUCCGAGUGAAGUUUUUUGUUUUUCAGUUUUCCGUACGUAUGUGAUCAUAAUUUUGACAAGUCCCGUGAUCACAGCAAUGGCAUAAACACCUCGUCAUCUGUCAAUAGCUUUCAGUAAAGGUUUUCCUUAGUCAAACACUGAAUUUGUUCAUUAUUUAUUUAGAAGCAAUUGUCAUAGAGAGUAUAAAUUUGUUCCUGUUAUACGAUGCCAUAUCCAAUACGUCGAUACCAAAGCUUACCAAUUUGAUAAACAGGUAACUGAGACAAACAGACAGCAUUGUUCAGUAACAAAAUUCCGCUUAAAACCAGAGAUAAUUUGCACACAAAUUGUCUCCCGUGAGUGGAAUGUGUGAAUUAAGAUCGUUUGAGCAGCAUUUCCACCCUCGGAUCGAUCUGGAGACCUUUUAGGGUAUAAAGGCAGGAUAAAUUGUCGCAAAAUUUCUUGUCACUGAACAACUGAUUCCCUUUAAGGAUGGUUAUUUUAUGCAAGGCGCACAUGCUAAUCUCAAUGAUAUGUUUUGCGGCACAAAAGACACUUGAGAUCGUUUGUGCAUUUCAAAAAGGGUACCGUUUAAAUGCUUGAGUAUAUUCAUUUAAGCCACAGUGGAUGUGAAGUUGUUGUGAAGGCGAAAGAUCUCUGUUAUAUCCAAAGGAAAGUAGAUAUUAAUGAUGACGGCUUCAAAUUUAACAACAUUUGAAAGGCACACAAAAACAUUUGAAGACCUAAUUUGCUCGUCAUCAUUGGCAGGUGGAUUGCAGCAACAAUCAAUUUAUUUCACGGCAGUCCACAUUCUCCUUUCGCUUAUGGCAUUUUUGGGGAACUUUCUCAUCCUUGUUGUAAAAAUUAAAGUUUUUGUAUAUACUGCAGGCGAUUGCAUUUAUUCUGUCUAACUCUCGAUUCCUUUUUCGUAAUAAGUGGCUCCACUACUGGCUCGAAGAAAAUAUAUGUAGUAGUGACUUGUACUCUGCAUCCCAGCUUUAUUAUUAUUAUCAUUUUUUUUUUUUAUUUUGACAGCUUAUCGAGUGAUAACAUAGCCUGUUCGAGGCCUUCAUAUUGUAAAACGAAGUGCACAGUAAACGGCACGAUAGUCAAGGCAGAGCGGGAAAAAAAGUGAGACUUGGGUCGAGUCGAGUUAAGAACGGCGUUCACCCGACGCGACCCAACCCGAUUCGACCCGACCCCACUCUCCCCCGUUUUUUCACUCUAUCGCUGCUAUCGUGUAGUGUACCAUUUGCUCCGUUUUACUAAAUGAACGCCUAGAAAAGGUUAGUGGUAACAACAGCAACUAAAUAUGAGUUCUGCUUCAUAGCCUGGGACAUCCUUCAUCAUUUCAUCACAUUCUGUUUAAAGAUCAGGUUCAGCUUGGCUUGCCUGGCUUAGCUCAUGACUCAGUAAGACAAAGUAAAUUUAUUUAAGUUUCAUUUUGUCUAUGAGAUACAACUUUAUUUAUGGCAACGUUAAUUUCCUCAUAUUAUUUACUGAUCUAAAAUUCGCAUACAACCUGUUAUUCAUUCCGUGAUAAUCGUAACGGUUCUGAGGACGGAAGGGAAGCGUUAAAGGGCACCACAUAAAAAACGUUAGAGCGUAGCAGUUUUUAAAACAAAGUCCUUUUCCUUCCAUUAUACUUAUUCUCUUUUCAGAACUUAAAAGACAUGAAUAAUGUUUUGACUAUUAGAUGAAUUCAAGCGCGGAAAUGGUCCUUGCGGUGGUGAGCUGUCAUACAAAUCUUUUAAUUAGGAGCAGUUGUAGGUGUUCAAGAGCGCGUGUUAGCAGCUUUUUUGCUCGAUUGUCGUUAAAAUGAGAGAAUGUUUUCUCAUAAGACCAGCUGUGUAUACAAGGCUUAUGAUAGAGUCACGACAUGUUCUUGAAUAUUCGAAUUUGGUGAUAAAAGAGCUUUCAAAAUUACUUGCUCAAAGAAAUUUAUGGAUAACCCCCCGAGGGCUACAAUUUUCUACUCGAUAAACAGUCCUAACUGAUGCAGAUAACAGACUGAUAAACAAUUAGUCUUAUUAACAUGUUAGAGUCUUAGCUCUAUUUCUUAUUAUAAGUUUCUUCUGUCAUAAUUUGCAAACUUGCUCUCCGGCAAACGAUUGGUCUCAAACGAUAAAUCUAUAAGUGAAAAUACUGAUAAUCAACUCAUUUUCUAAGAAUUGACUUCAAAAUAUUUAAACAGAUGAAAACAAAGUCGACAAAUUUUUGUUAUAAGCAGAUCGUGCCCGUGGCUCCUGUUACAAUCCGUUAACACUUGACCGUGUAUCUGAGCCAAAGUGACAUAUCUCGUUCAGUUUUGAGAAAACAGAAAAAUCGUCAGCGCAUUCUGCUUGAAAAGAAUAGUCUCCAUUGCUUCAUUAUAAGUGUUGUAGCCAUAAAGUUAAAGACAUCGCAUACCGUACUCUUGUAAGGCCUAAACUCGAAUAUGCGUCCUCUGUAUGGAACCCAUAUAGGCAGCAUAACAUAAGCAAAAUUGAAUCUGUCCAACGAAGAGCCCCUCGAUUCGUCUUUAACGACUACUCGAAUUAUAGCCACGUUACACCUAUAAUACAAAGUCUUGGCUGGGAUUCAUUCCAUCACCGAAGACUUCUUUCACAAGGCACUAUGUUUUAUAAAAUCUAUAUGGGCCACGUUGGCAUAUCACUCCCAUCUGAUGUCACACCAAAUGAAAGACUAUCAAGAGCUCCAAACUGUCGUCCUUUCAAACAAUUGAAAGUGAAUAAUGAUAUAUAUAUAUAUAUAUAUAUAUAUAUAUAUAUAUAUAUAUAUAUAUAUAUAUAUAUAAAUACUCUUUUCAUCCAAGGAUAGUAGUUUUGUGGAACAAUAUAUCUCUAAGCUCUUCUAACAUUGUUAAUAUAGAUAUAUUUAGAUCAAAUGCUCUUUCAUUUAUUAGGUCGGUUUAGCCCAUACUAAUUUUAUCUUUACGCUAUUAUAUUAUUUUGUUUUAUCCAAGCUUUGUUUUUCUUACAUUGUUAAAUCUUAAACUUUAUAAAAAAUUAUUUAAUUUUAUUCUUUGUAAUUAGUCUUCCUGGUAUAGUUAUUACUGUUUCAGGAGUAUCUCGAUUAAAGGCACUUGUUUUAGUUUCUUUUAACUCGGCUUUAAACCCCGUCCUUUACUGCUGAAGGAUCAGUGAGAUGAGACAAGCAGUCUACUCCAAUCUUUUUUACAUUAUACGUGUAUACAUGUAUAAUUACAUUAUAUAUGCCCUUACCACCGAACGACAGAAACUCCAAGGAAACAAGGCCAUGACUAGCUUCAUGUGUGCCUCGUGCCCUAAAGGAAUCGCAAUGUCAUUUCAUUCAUAUCCUUUUUAUUCCAACCGGUAGUUGGCAUUUCGGUUGACUAGCUUGGAAUUAAACACGAGAAAAAUAGACCAAUUUUUUAAUGGUUUUCUGGGUUUUCUCUAACCUAAUGCUUUAUUUCCUGUUUUCCACGCAAUUCAGUAACAGGAAAUACUAAAAAAACCACGGUUUUAUCUACAAUUCUUUUAGAGAGACUCUGCCAACAACAUUUCGAGGUGUCCUCUAAAGAAAAAUUUGCAAGUUGUAAAUAUUCCGCUGACUUCUGUUAAGUUAAGAAUCCUUCCAGAGACGGUGAUAUAUCCAAGCUGCUCCGAAUCAAACCUUAUUGUUCUUAUACCUCUUGACAUGGCUUCACCAAGCAUUUAAAAUCAAAAGACAAAGAAAUUACAAAAGGCAGGGGGGGACGAACGUUGACUCGAAUUCGAACUUGCCCUGUGGAUUGAAGAAUAAUUUUUUUUACGCAUAGAGAAGUGUCUUGACUAAGAGGUUCCUUAACCCCUUAACUCCUAUGAGUGAUCAACCAGAUAAGUAAUGAGAAUAAAUCAAUAUAUCAAUUUGGGGAUAAUUAGUUGAUCCAAUAUUAAAUUCUCUGCACUAACAUUAUAAGAAUUGCAUGGUUGACAGUAAGGAGAAUUACAAAUUUGAUCUGGGAGUUAAAAGGUUUAACUUAAUACUUGAAUUCAGGUGUUGAAAGAUACUACGACUAGAAAGUGGAGCGACUAACAAAUACGAAAUGUAUGCUCUGAUAAAAGGUAUUACAUUUACAGCAUUCCCAGCCUUAGAUUACUAUUGAAAAUAUCUGAGGGCGACUCCGUCAGCUGCUUGUCUCCUGAAUACCUAGCAACAUAAAAUUAUAUAAUCUAAUGAUGUUAAUGAAUGGAUGUCACAUUUUGCUGGAAGUAUUACUUUAUAGCUAAUCCUCUACGUUGUAGGUAAUGAUUACUCCAUAAUGCACCUAUCAUUUUAAAGCUUCAACAUUUCUAGUUAAACUCAAAAUGAAGCGAUCUGGUACCGAAACAUCUGCAACACAACCGUGUGUAAGCCUUGAAAAAGAGGGUGUUCAGUUCUUAUUGAAAGGUUGCAAAAUCGGGAAACUAGGCUCUAUUUCAUUCAUUAUUAGCUGGAAAAAUGUUUGUUUAGUUGAGAAAAUUCGAUUCCUUGUCAUUUCAGCAAAUGCAGACUAGCGCGCAACUUGAUUAGAUUUUUUUAUUUCCACACAGACCAGCAAGCACAAGGAAAACCAUUUCGUAACCAGUCUUCUCCUCUUUGAGUUAGCCGAGCAAAAGAAAAACGGGUAACUCUUCCCCUAAGUGCCAUGUAUUUGUCAUAUUAUUUGUUUCCAUUUCGUCUUUUAUAUCAUAUUCACUUUUCAAUUUCUCAGUAAUGUAAUCAGUACAAACGCUGUUCUCAAAUGCCAGAUAAAACUUAAAUGUGCUGAAAAUAUCAUUGCAAUUGCUUGAUGCCUGGCAUUGAUUGUCUUGGCCAAAGUUUCCCGAACAGUCGCCAUAAACAUCAACUUUAAUGUAUUUCAGAAGUUUUUUUACGUACUUAUCUCGAGUUGUCCCUCAAUUGGAAAUAACAUAACAUAACAUAACAUAACACAACAUAACAUAACAUAACAUAACACAACACAACACAACACAACACAACACAACACAACACAACACAACACAACACAACACAACACAACAUAACAUAACAUAACAUAACAUAACACAACAUAACAUAACACAACAUAACACAAUAUAACAUAACAUAACACAACAUAACAUAACAUAACAUAAUAUAACAUAACAUAAUAUAACAGGUAUCCGGUCGUUUCGCCUACGGGUCGUUUCGCCUACGGUCUGUUCGCCUACGAAUAGAGUCGAUUCGCCUACGUCUUAUAUGUCAGUUCGCCUACGAGUUAACAGAAACGUCAGAAGUUUAAUAGUUAAGGUUAACUUUAGGUUAAGUUACACAUUAAUUUAAGUAAAACUUAUGAUCGCAAAGUCGAUAAGCAUCGAAGUUAAGUUAAGUCGAGUUUAGUUAAAACAAGCCGGUUAAGUUUAUGAUUUCAAGAUUGUCAAGUAUGAAAAUUAGGCUAAGUUUUCUUCGGUUGGCUUUCCUUUAGGUUAAGUUGCACAUUAAUUUAGGGUAGCUAAGUUUAGGUAGAAUAAGGCUGGAAUUUCGAACUUAAGGCGAAAUAGAUAGCAAGGGUUACAUGUGAAUUAUUUUAUCAAGGGGCGGGUGUCACUAGGACAACCCACACGUUCCCGCAUGUAAUAAGUGUAUUAGAAUUAACACAGAGUGCGGAGGAGUAACAUAUUUUGUAGUUAAAUUUUAUGAUCGCUGACGGUUUGAUUGUCGAUUAUACAGUUAACACAGGCGAAUCGUACGAUCGGCUCGGUAAACUUUUCGCCUCGCCUACCGUCACAAUGAACUCCUCUGCGCCCUGUGGAAUUAAACGCGAAUGAUCUGUUGUUUAAGGGGCAGGUGUCACUCGGAUAACCUAAACGUCCUCGCAUGUAAUAAGUGUAUUAGAAUUAAAAUGUCGCGAAAUGAGUACGCUUCAUGGUUACUGAGUGUAAUUGGAGAACCGUGUAAUUCGCAACUCAGAAUAUGCGAUAUUUACAUAACUUGUUUUUACUCGAACGAAGAUGAAUCAAAUUAAAACGGAAAUUUUCAGGUAAACCAACGCUCCUUAUUUACAAUUAUUUAACUUCGAUAGGCUUGACUUUAUGAGUCACGCUCUAGGAAUUGAAUCGCGAUCGCACAUAAAGUAGAUGAAUCAACUGUUGUAAGACAUGUUUUAACACGUAGGCGAACUGACAUAUGAGACGUAGACGAAUCGACUCUAACCGUAGGCGAACAGACCGUAGGCGAAACGACUCGUAGGCGAAACGACCGUAAUUCAUAUAACAUAACAUAAUAUAACAUAACAUAACAUAACAUAACACAAAUUUUUUUUUCUCAGCUGCAUGGGCAGGAAUUUUCGCCGGUUUCUUAGCUGACGGCAAAGAAACAUAAUUUCCAUAAGGAUAGGGAAAAUCUGACUCCCUUUUGAAAGUUAUAGUUCAAUUAAAGAAGCCCUCCGGCAAGGAAAGACGGUUCUUUUAAUCUGGGUUAUCGACAAUGGAUUAUUGGUUUGAAAACGCCAUUCUUUGCUGUGGGCACCGGUAAUUGUGAAUUUCUUUCGUUCUUACAUAACUUUGCACAUCACGAGCAUGAAAAAUAAAUAAAUCACUUUUUCCUAUAUCGUAAACAUUAUACGUUAUUUGGGAUUUUUUGUCGGACAUUUCAAAAGAUACUCUUCCGUGGAGUUGGCUCCGGGCCAUGGCUUGCUACCAAACAUAGGAGUGUAGAGAAAAAUGGUUUUGGUGUCAUUACUAAAGUAAGCGCUUUAAUGUCUUGCGAGGUUGAUUUUGUAUAUGUGCUGUUUCCAUUGGCUGGCCCGACUUGAAUGACUCCGAUGACCGCGUGCUACACUGGACUAUGUACCUCAAUGAGAAUUGGAAGAGUUAAUUAUCAGUCAAUUGUUUUCAGUUGUAAAUAUUACGCCAAGGUAUACUACCACGCGAGAUGGUAUAGCUUGUCUUGGUAAAUGCCGUAACCAAUCGGAUCGCGCGUAGUGACAGACACGUGCCAAAUACUCUUUACUGGCAAUGUUACUUAACAGGCGCUCGUAUCUUGGCUCAGUCUGCCUCGUGGCUUAUUAAAGUUCGGAAAAUCCUGACGACUACAAUAAUGCUUCCCGUUUUACCGAUCUACCAUCCCUCCGCUGCAGUUGGAUUCGUCAAUUCCUCAGCCAGGACAAUACUUAUUUCAUAGCACUGGCGCACAGAACCAGAACCAGAACCAGAACCAGAACCAGAACCAGAACCAGAUGGGUGUUGUUUCCAUUUUGAAUCGACAGGAUUGCUAUAUUCCGUCGAAUUCUCCUCGUCUGAAGUGACAUCAAAUGCAACGUCUGCAAGAAUCGCCCUCUCAUUCGCAUAGAUAUAACGAAAAUAAGGACAAGAGAGGUCAUCAAAAACGCUUCGUCUCCUGCCAUUUUUGAAAUGUGCGUGCUUUUGUAAUUUGAAUCGUCAGCGGGUUAAAUCCUGAGUCAAAUUUUCCAGUUAAAACAGAUGUCACGUUUAACUAGCAAACGUUAGUCUCUAAACAAACAUCUACAAAGAAUUUUUAGCUAGCUAAUCGGCCUAAUAAAAAGGCACUCUCAGUUUGCCUGAGCUGAUAACAAUUCAUGGCGUUCACAGAUCACUUGAAUUAAUAAUUCAAAAUAUGUCGAAUGUCGACCGACUGUCGGUCUACUUUCGAUAUCCUAUUACUGAAGGUUUUUUUGAGUGAAGAGGUUUUUCAUUUUAUAAUUUUUUUUUUUUUUUUUAUUUUUUAUGUUGUGUUAGGAAAUUAACCUAUCAUAAAUGCAUUUUUAAUUUCCCCUUAUUACUAAUUCAAAUUCGCGCAGAAAAACCGGCUUUUUUUUCUCUUUCGUGUCACAAAUCUCACAGCUUUCGGGCAUUUUACAUAAUCAGACGCUAGUGAUGAAUUUUUUACUCUCUGAUCUAGACUUAGAGGGUGCUGUCGAAAUAUUCUUUGUUUGUAACUAAGGAUAACCUGUAAAAGAGUGGAAACGACUGCAGGAUGAUAAUGAUAACAAAUAUAACGGGAAGUGGAACACAGACGAAAACAUAUGAAAGAUUGUUAUGCUCACCAGUUUGGGUAGGUGAAUUAAAACAACAGUCCAUUUCAUUCUCAGCAAUCAACAUUCUAUUCUCCAUCACAGCAAUCCUCGGGAAUUCUCUUAUCCUUGUUGCCCUUUACAAGGAAUCUUCCCUCCAUCCGCCAUCCAAACUCUUGUACCGUUGUUUGGCAACAACCGAUCUGUUGGUUGGUCUUGUUACCCAGCCCCUCUGUGCUACUUAUUGGAUGUCUUUGGUUCACGAACACUGGAGUCUUUGUCGAUACGCAAGGGACGCAAUCUACAUAUCAGGCUAUGCAUUAUGCGGAGUGUCUUUGUUGACUCUGACGGCCAUAAGCGUAGACCGACUUCUCGCCAUGUCGUUGAGAUACAAAGAGAUUGUAACUUUAAGGCGCACGUAUAUCAUUUUAGCUAUAUUUUGGGUUGUAUGUCUAGUCGCUGGUUUAUUCUCUCUUUUCGAUUACCAUAUAACCUUUUGGUGCGGCUUUAUAGUUAUAUCAUCUUGCCUGAUUAUCUCCAUCGUCUCGUACACAAAAAUUUUCCACGCUAUCAGUCAUCAUCAAGCUCAAGUACAAGAGCAUGCUCAACAACAGCCGAGCCAACCAAAUGCACUGAACAUGGCGCGAUACAGAAAGGCAGUGUACAAUGCGCUGUGGGUGCAGUUAGCUCUAGUUGUCUGUUAUGUACCACAAUUUACACUGAAAAUUGCGAUGUCUCUUAGUAAAGAACGAUUUCCGAAUUUCAUUAUAAUCAGCGAAAUGGCAACUUUCAUUGUGUUAUUUAACUCUACUUUAAACCCGUUCCUUUACUGCUGGAAGAUAAGUGAAGUGAGAGGAGCGGUAAAGCAGACAAUCAGACAAGUAAUCUGCUAUGCAUAG
Messenger RNA from Pocillopora meandrina, 23219 nucleotides. The record is from the annotation of a GenBank genome assembly. NCBI's taxonomy places the organism in Eukaryota, Metazoa, Cnidaria, Anthozoa, Scleractinia, Pocilloporidae.